Messenger RNA from Odobenus rosmarus divergens (Pacific walrus), 864 nucleotides. It is a transcript of the gene PRSS57, whose product is annotated as protease, serine, 57. Gene Ontology annotation, molecular function: serine-type endopeptidase activity. The transcript is spliced from 5 exons. Gene Ontology annotation, biological process: proteolysis. The record is from RefSeq and is a predicted model, not a curated record. Lineage: Eukaryota; Metazoa; Chordata; Mammalia; Carnivora; Odobenidae. Bases 1 to 864 code for a protein of 287 amino acids.
AUGGGGCCCGGGGCCGGGGAGCUGGGUCGCCUGCUGCUGACCGUGGUCCUCACGCUGCCCACGAGGCCCGCAGGCUCCUGGGGUGCCCGGAUCAUUGGGGGCCAUGAGGUGACGCCCCACUCCCGUCCUUACAUGGUGUCUGUGAAAUUUGAGGGCGAGCACCACUGUGGAGGCUUCCUGCUCCGUGCCCACUGGGUGGUCUCCGCGGCCCACUGCUUCAGCCACAGGGACCCCCGAACGGGCCUGGUGGUGCUGGGGGCUCACAUCCUGCACGCUCCAGAGCUGACACAGCAGGUGUUUGGCAUCUCGGCUCUCAUCAGGCACCCGGACUACCAGCCCGCCACCCACGCCAAUGACAUCUGUCUGCUGAAGCUGAACCGCUCUGCUGUCCUGGGUCCUGCAGUGGGGCUGCUGAAGCUGCCGCAGAGAGGUGCCAGGCCACUCAAGGCUGGGGCGCGGUGCCAGGUGGCUGGCUGGGGCUCCAUAUCUGACUUUGAGGACCUGCCCCCCGGGCUGAUGGAGGCUGAGGUCCGCGUGCUGGGCCUGGACAUCUGCAACAGCUCUUGGAGGGGCCAGCUGAGCCCUGGCAUGCUCUGCACCCAAAGUGGGGACCGCCGGCGGCGUGGCUUCUGCUCAGCGGACUCUGGGGGGCCCCUGGUGUGCAGGAACCGGGCCCACGGCCUCGUCUCCUUCUCUGGACUGUGGUGCGGCGACCCCAAGACCCCCGAUGUGUACACGCAGGUGUCUGCCUUCGUGAGCUGGAUAUGGGAUGUGGUUCGAGGGCCCCGGCCCAGCCCCCUGCGCAAGACCACCAGGUCCCUGCAGGAGUCGCCGGAACCACAGCAGCACUGGGUAUACAAAUGA